AGCACGGUAUCCAUUAAAUUUUAGUGGCGCUGUUGGUAGUGUGCAUAGAUGGGGUCCACAUGAUAAUUAUUGGAAAACUGAGGGUAUUAAUGUAAUUACGCUACGCCACUAAUCACAAAUUUAUAUACCCUUUGUUCCCAUUGUCUUGCCUCACCUCAAACAAAAACAAAAAAAAUGGCCGCUGAGGAAAUCAUGGAGCUGUUCGACCAAAACUGGUUCUUCUCCAAACACAAAGAGCCUACGGGUCUCCCGCUGGAAAGAUCAAAUCAAGAAUCUGAGGGAAUCCAUGGAAGUAAAGAUCCAGAAAAGCCUCAAGAAUCCAAGAUUCCGCUUGAUGAAGCUUUUUUUACGCCGGGAAAUGUUCUUGUCGGGAGGUCUAUGAGUGAUCAGAACUUGAUGAGCUCGAAGACAAGCUUGUUCGGUUCCUCGGAUGAUCUGUUCUCGCCGACUUCGGUCCUCAACGUCAAACAUCAGGCGGGGAAGCUUCAGACGAUCCUCUCCGGCAAGGAAGUGACCGAGUUCUUGCCCGACGACGGCAGUCCGAAGCCAGAGAAAGCGUCUGAUGGUACAGAGGAGACGAAGGACACGGAGCAGAAGAAGAAGAAGAAACAUGAAGCGGGGAGAGCAAGGAGGAGAAAGAGCUUGUCGGAUUUGGAGUACCAAGAGCUGAAAGGGUUUAUGGAUCUGGGUUUCGUUUUCUCCGAGGAAGACCACAAGGAUUCUGAUCUGGUCUCGAUUCUUCCAGGACUGCAACGAAUCGGGAGGAACAACGGAGAAGACGACGAAACAGAUGAAAACAAGGAGAAGAGAAGCGGAAACAGAGGAGGAAGACCGUAUUUGUCGGAGGCGUGGAAAUUUCGGGGAGAAAGAACGGAGAAGAAACCUCCGCCGCCGGCGAUGAGGUGGAAAUUUCCGGCGCCGGCAAACGAAGUCGACAUGAAAGAUCAUCUCAGACUAUGGGCUCAUAACGUCGCAUCCUCCGUUAGAUAACGAAAUUUUCAUCGACCAUAAACCUCAAAAUACAUGUAUGAUCCCUUAAAUCUUAUCCAGUUUUGAUCAGCUUGGUGCAUACACUGCAUGAAAAAUGUACGAGUGUUUUCUGAUGAGUUCGCAGGGAAUAAGAUACACGUGUAUCUGUCUAUACGAUA
This is a messenger RNA of Tarenaya hassleriana, 1148 nucleotides long. RefSeq lists its product as uncharacterized. The record is from RefSeq and is a predicted model, not a curated record. Lineage: Eukaryota; Viridiplantae; Streptophyta; Magnoliopsida; Brassicales; Cleomaceae. The coding region runs from base 175 to 990 and encodes 271 amino acids. The transcript has a single exon.